UGGACCAUUGGCUUUGUGCAUGCCGUGAGUCAAAUGGUUGUGAUUGUGCGAUUGCCCUUCUGUGGCCCCAGGGAAAUCGACAGUUUCUUCUGUGACAUACCACUGGUAAUCAAGCUUGCCUGCAUGGAUUCCUAUAACUUGGGAAUAUUAAUGAAUGCUGACAGUGGGGUUCUGGCCAUGACCUGCUUUAUACUGCUGCUGAUAUCCUACACAUAUAUUCUUCUUACUGUUCGCCGAAGCUCUAAAGCUGGCACCUCUAGGGCACUCUCUACCUGCACUGCCCACAUCACAGUGGUGCUGCUCUUCUUUGGACCCUGCAUCUUUAUCUAUGUGUGGCCACCCAGCAUCACCUGGGUGGACAAAUUUCUUGCCGUGUUUUACUCUGUUUUUACACCUCUUCUAAAUCCAGCCAUUUAUACCCUGAGAAAUAAAGAGAUAAAAAUUGCUCUGAAGAGAUUCAGUAGCUACUACCUACAUUCCAAGAGGCAUAUUAAUGCCUAA
This is a messenger RNA of Odocoileus virginianus texanus, 501 nucleotides long. RefSeq names its product olfactory receptor 4K14-like. Gene Ontology annotation, biological process: G protein-coupled receptor signaling pathway. The record is from RefSeq and is a predicted model, not a curated record. NCBI's taxonomy places the organism in Eukaryota, Metazoa, Chordata, Mammalia, Artiodactyla, Cervidae. Gene Ontology annotation, cellular component: plasma membrane. Gene Ontology annotation, molecular function: G protein-coupled receptor activity; olfactory receptor activity.